GUAAAGCUUCGAGAGUGUUGCCCAUUCAACAGACAAUCGAGUGUCAUUCAACAGGUCAUCGCUUCAAUAAUUAAUAUACUAAUAUAUAAUGAAACGCCCAUCAACAACCCCGCUGCCUGCGCCAAAGGUCCGUAAGCAGGCACCUGUAGACGACUAUAAAGCUGGCAAAAGCAAGGCCACUCCAACUAUGACUGCUUCAAAAUUCUCCAAGGAUACUACGGCCUCUUCAACCGAACCUAAAUCAAUUUUAAAGAAACCUCUUGGCACAGAUGUAUCAACCUCAAAACCAAAAGGCUCAAUCUCAGGAGCCUCCAUUUUGAAGGCGAAUACACAGGCUAACAGAUCAUCGUCAUCAAGAUCAGACUCAAAGAACGAAAAGCCAAAGGCAAUUGCUGUCAGGGCCACUCGAGGCGAUAUCACAGGAGGAAUGGGCAGGAGGAAAAGGAAGGCACCAGAAGAUGGUGAUGAGAAAGAAGUGAAUAGUGGUGAUGAUAGCGAAAGUGAAAACGAUGGAGAGGAUGAACGGGAAUCGGAUGAUGAAGAGGAAAACGAUGAUGACACCGACAACAUGCCCACAUCUGCUGCGAAGAAGAUAUCUGGCAAGAACACGGAAGAGAACAUGGCUGAAGCCAUGUCCAGGAUUUUGGGCUCAACAUUGCGCAAGGCUGAUGCAAGCACACCUAUUCUGGCGAAGUCUCGUGGAGUGGAGCGCAAACUUGAGGAAGAAAAAAUGGAGGCUAAAGCCAGGAGAGCUAUUACGAAUGAAAAGAAGCGAUUGGCCAGUAAGGAUCGUGUCAAACCCGACUAUACUGGAAUGGAAUAUGAGAAGAAAUUGCGCAAGGUUGCAACUCGCGGUGUGGUCCAAUUAUUCAAUGCAAUUAAGGCACAGCAGAAAGUAACAGAGGAUUUGACAGAAAAAGCCCGCCCUAUUACAACUAACGCUAAGGAUAAAGUUGCAAAUUUGACGAAAACCAGUUUCUUAGAUCUACUCAAAGCUGGUACUAAAGUCUCAACACUUUAACUUUUGAAUAAGGGACUACUAGAUUAACUUACUGCAGAGUAAC
Messenger RNA from Lobosporangium transversale, 1064 nucleotides. RefSeq names its product Rrp15p-domain-containing protein. The coding region runs from base 89 to 1021 and encodes 310 amino acids. Gene Ontology annotation, biological process: maturation of 5.8S rRNA; maturation of LSU-rRNA. The record is from RefSeq and is a predicted model, not a curated record. The transcript has 4 exons. NCBI's taxonomy places the organism in Eukaryota, Fungi, Mortierellomycota, Mortierellomycetes, Mortierellales, Mortierellaceae. Gene Ontology annotation, cellular component: preribosome, large subunit precursor.